This is a messenger RNA of Gigantopelta aegis, 6580 nucleotides long. RefSeq names its product nuclear transcription factor Y subunit beta-like. NCBI's taxonomy places the organism in Eukaryota, Metazoa, Mollusca, Gastropoda, Neomphalida, Peltospiridae. Gene Ontology annotation, molecular function: RNA polymerase II cis-regulatory region sequence-specific DNA binding; protein heterodimerization activity; DNA-binding transcription activator activity, RNA polymerase II-specific. Bases 137 to 748 code for a protein of 203 amino acids. The record is from RefSeq and is a predicted model, not a curated record. Gene Ontology annotation, biological process: regulation of transcription by RNA polymerase II. Gene Ontology annotation, cellular component: nucleus; CCAAT-binding factor complex. The transcript has 9 exons.
UAUACGUUGUUUAGUAAGUAGUAUAUUGUAGAAAGAAUCAUUGACUGCAUUCUUCUGUGACUGGCUGAUGGUUUCUGCGAUUUCACUGGCUCGUCAUUGACCAACCAAUUUCUCAAGCUUGUCUUAAUCGCCCAGCAUGGAUGGCUCGGGUGAUGCUACUGGAGAUGGAACACUUUCAGAAAAUUACAUAACAUCUGGUGCAUUUGUUGUAGAAGGUGAAGGAGAUGAUACCAUUGGUUCAGGAGAGGGUGAUGAAGAUCAGAAAAUAGACGAACCCCUCAGAGAGCAGGAUCGAUUCUUGCCAAUUGCAAAUGUAGCUCGAAUUAUGAAGAAAUCCAUCCCAUCAAGUGGAAAAAUUGCUAAGGAUGCCAAAGAAUGUGUUCAGGAAUGUGUGUCUGAGUUCAUCAGUUUCAUCACCAGCGAAGCUAGCGAACGCUGCCACCAGGAGAAAAGAAAAACAAUAAACGGUGAAGACAUCUUGUUUGCCAUGUCUACGUUAGGAUUUGACAAUUACGUGGAGCCACUCAAAGCUUACUUACAGAAGUACAGAGAGUCUGCUAAAGGUGACAAAGUUAUGAAUGUGACCAACAUGCAAGACACCAGUUUAGAAGAUCUUGGAGUGGAUGAAUCUUAUGCACAUACUCUAUCAAAUAGCAUUUUAACCACUGAUGGCACAGGCCAACAGAAUGUAAUCUAUACAACCACAGCAUUUCCGGGUCAGCUUUCACAACCAAUCAAUUUUGUCUAGUGUGGAAAAAGAACCAAAUAUUACUACAUAUAUUUUUAUCUCAAUGGUGCAAACUUGGCUGAAGUGCUUUUUUAAACUGUUUUUUUUUUCCCUUGGAGAUAUAGAUCUUGUUCCACAUUGCAGGAAAUGUGUUAAAAGUGGUUUUAGCCUUGUAAUUUGUAACUUUACUCAUAUUGUGGUAUUUUCGUGGUCACAAUGGAACCACAGAAUGAAUCGUAAAAUUUUAUAAUCCACAUUUGUGUAAUGGCAGACUUUGUUACAAAUUCAACAGCAUCUAAAAGUAAACAUUUUACACCUAAAGAGAAUUCAUGAACUGUUCUUAAUGCUGAUGAAAACGGUGUUGUACUUGUAACUUUUCUAAGGAACAAGUAAUCUUUUUAAUAGUAACAUAAGAAAGAAUAAGAACGUUUGUUUAAUGACAAUCACGGUACAUAAAUUACAGGUAUUGAGUAUCUAAUAUAACUGAGACAGGUGGUCUGAAGAGUGAAAGCAGAAACCCAUUUCUACCACAUAGGCUGCUCUUACCGGUUAAGUCGGGUCAUGGUGUUUAACGUGCACAUUCAGAGCAAGCUGUUGUAGUGCACAUAUGUUCUGGGCACAAGUGCUGGCUCCUCCGUCGAGGAUAGGAUGUCCAGGAGCAACACGAGUUCUUUAUAUGCACUUUACCAGAGACAAGUUAUGGAGCACCAAUUAGGACAGGAAAAACAAAAGGGUAAUUUUUAUAACCCAUUUGCACCUCAAAUUCACAGACCUACAUCUCGCCCCCAGUAACAAAAAAGUUUUGUUUUACAAAAACGCUAAGUACCUAGAUUUAUUUAUCAUCCACAACUGAAUGUCAAACUUGAUCAAUUUGACAGCCUUAGAAACAAAUGCCUACAUUUGUUCCUUAACAACAAGGUAUCUUUUAUAAUUAUGCACUUCCCCCACAAACAUGACAGCACAUACCAUGGCCUUUGAUAUACCAGUCAUGGGACUGGUUGGGACAGGAAAAAAUUAAUUUGAGUAAGGGUCCACUGAAGGGUUUGAUCCUUUAACUCUGGCAGCUCCAGGGGCCUAGCUUCCAUAUACGCAGAUAUGCAGCUACGUACCACCUGAGCUUACAAUUUUUUUUAUUAUUAUUAAAAUAUGUGGGGUGUGGACACAGCCAAUAGCGUUUUAUUCCAUCUCCGAAAAAGUCUGCGUACCACCUGAAAAUCCCAAGCUAGGCCCUUGAGCUCGACCCCAAGUUACUUUUUAAAUGGUGUUCAGUAUUUAAAGGGCUAUGAUUUAUGUAAAAUAAGCUGCCGUAAACGUUUUGAAAGAAAAUGCUGUACUUGUUUCAAGAAGAAUUAAUAUAUCCAGGAUUGUUUUUCAUCCCAAAACAAACUGGUUGAUAUUUUAAUGUAUGUUUACAUACAAUAUUUUGUUAUUUUCUUUUAAAUAUCACAGCACACAUGCAUAGCUGCCAACUGUAACAAGGUUUUGUUAUUUGUUAUAAUAUAAGUGAUCACAUAUGAAAAUACUAUCUUUAAACUACUAGAUUUACAUCUUGUAUUUGGUUCAUUGCUUUGUUUACCCAAAGUGCAUUUUAAAAAAAUCAGACAUUUGAAUCUAGAUACUAAAUUGUUAUGUUUUAAACAUACACUUUUUAAAUAUAUAUAUAUACAUACAUACACACACACACACACUAUAUUAUCAUCCCAAUUGUAAAAACUAAUUGAACAUUUAAGAUGCUGGCAGCUAUGCAUGUGAAUUUCAACAUUUGUUUUCAUUGUUUUCCAUUGUAUAAUAUUGCAUUGUAAUUUGUGCUUUUGUUUUUAACCCAACCACCUUACCAAGAUUAAUUGUGGAUUGUUUGCAUUUUGUUUUAGUGUUACGGGGUUAUGAACAGAAUUAAAAAUAAGAAAACUUCGACUGUAAAGUCAUUAUAUUGCGAAAUUUGUAUAUCUUUAAUUGUGGUCAUAUCCCUGUAUAAUCCUACAAAAAGUGAUGAGAUUUUCUAUAUAAUAAAUUAAAUAUACACAUGUAAAUACAUUUUAAUAAAUAUGGUCACUGCAUAUGAUCUCUAGACAAUUGGAUGGAAAAUACAAAACCUGAUAUUUCAUUAAUUACAAAGUGUGAUGUCGCUAAAAAGAAAUACAAGUUUAAAUUCCACUUGGUAGACAGAAGGUAUUUAACAAUAAUUUAUUGCGUAUUUUGUAUAUUUGGACUGAAAUCCUCUUCUAAUCAAAUUUAUCAUAUUCCCACGGUAUUUCUGUUACCCUUGUGGACAUGGCUAUUACUUUUAUAAGCAAUUAAAUACAAACUUUCUUAUGCUGAGAUAUAUCAGAUGUAUCAUUAUUAUUUAUAGUAAUAAUAAUAAUAAAAUAGACAAUAAAUUUAUACCUAACUAUGCAGUGUAUAACAGUCAUAUUCGCCUUAUGCAACAUGAAUAGGUGCUGCUCUGGUUUAUAAAAAAAAAUAUUGAGUGUUUGUACUUUUGAAGGAAUUAGGAUUCCUGGGAAAAUGGGAGGGGAAACAACAGCCUUGUAAUGUGUUCAGUGUGCAGUUUUAAAUGAAUGUUUCCAUGUUCUAGGUAGAAUAUUUAUUGUGAUAUUCUAAUGUUUUAACUUACAAUUUAUGUUUGUAUAUUACUGUAGUAGAUGUAGCAGCCAAAUGAACACUUUCAGAUAGUUGUGUUUUGCAACUUAGAUAUGUAAUGUUUUCAAUUAUAUUCCUUUAUCAUUGCUAUUUGUCUCAGUUAUACAGUUAUCUUUUAAUGGUUUUUAUUUGAUUGGUAAAAUUCAAGUCAUUGACUUGUUUAAAGUACAUAUAUGUAUAUGCAUUAAUUCCUUUUUUUAUUUCUUUUCUACGACUUACAAUAGUUUUCUUAAUUUUGGCCUAUUUUCAGUAUAAUAAAAAAAACCAGAUAGACAAAAAUCUCCCUUCUUUGAUUAAAAGCUAACAGUAAAUUUGUUAUUUUCCAUGAACCAGGAAGGUCUUUUCGAUUUUUUGUCCAAAAUCCUUUUCAAUUCUUGGGGGGGAAAAAGUAGUAAAUAUUUAGUCAUUAUCAACCAUCCUAACAAAAUGGUACGUCACAUUAUUGGGAGAAAAAAAAAGGUUUGUCUUAAAUUAAAUGUUGCAAAUUAUUUUUUCGUUGAAAACCAGGGAUGAAGUACUUUAAUCUGUAUUAGUGAUAUGUUUUUGGUUUUCCUUAGUAUAUAAUGGACUUUUAAUUCCUGGCCCAUAAUGUGGUGUGUUUAACUGUUUCUGUUUUAUUCUUCAUUCAAAACAAACUGUAAGUUGAUGAGAGUCAUCUCCCUUUAAAAGGACUGACAAAGCAGGCCCUUCAUAGGAGUUUCUUUGCUGUACGAGUUUGUGAUUUUUAUUUUAUUUUAUAUGAUUUAGAACAUGAGAGAGUAAUUAUUUAUUGUCAAAGAAUGGAUGAGAAUACAAAAAGUGAAAAAGAUUUUACAACUGACGCAUACACUGUUUGACAGCUGAUCUUAUAUUGCCAUCUCUUUAAAGCUUAUUUAAUUGAAAUGUACAGCGCCAUUUGUUUUGAAACACAUGAAUUAGUUUGUGUAAUAUUGCACAUCAUUCAUUAUAGUGCUACCAUGAAAAAUUGCCGUCGUGUAUACAUUUUCCUCUAUAUAAAUAUAUAUUUUUUGCCUACUUGUUUUUUCUCAUUUGGUUUUGGGAGAUUUUUGUUAAUUCAACAAAAGUAUUCUGAUGUCAGUGUUCACUUGUGUGCAAAUUCCUUAAAAACAAGCGAUUUGUAAAUACUAGUAGUCUGUUUGUUAGAUAGCCCGGUUCACAGUAUUUCACGAUACAACUAACCAUUAACUCACUGUUCUGAACAUGCAGCCCAGAUUAUAGCGCGUGUGUGUGCGUGCGCAUGCUUGUGUGCGUGUGUAUGUGAACCUUAAUUGAAUAUAAACACGGAAAUACAUGUAACUUGAAAUGAAAUAAAUAACCAUAGCUUACUUCAACAUGAUUGUUUCAUGUUGUGAAUGGGAAUGUACCUAAAUUUAUGUUUCUUAUAUAUAAUAGUUUCAACAUAACAUUAAAUUGGCAUUAAACAAAAAAUAUGAAAGGGGAUUGUACAGUUUUUCUUCUAAAAAUAUGUGCUGCUUUACAAUAGUUAGUUUACUUUUAUAGAACUUUGCAUCAGCACAAUUGUUUGCUAUUCCAAAAUAUUAAUAUCAUUACAUAUAUGAUCAAAGAGAAUUGAUUAUCGUUAAAUAGUUGCUUGUUACCUUGGAUAAAUAAAUGGUAAUGUAAAUAUUUUUUUAUAUCAUUACAUUUUUAUGCAUGGAUCACAUAUUUGUUAUCAUUGUAAAUGUAUUCAUCUAUGUAUUUAGUAUAAUUAUGUAAUUGUAAUUAUUACUAUUUACAGAAAAUACCAACCAAAAAGAUGGCUUUUAGGUUCUGUAAAGUAGUAUUUUCUUUGUAUAAUGUCUUAUGUCAGUUUCAUCUUUCUUGAAUUCAAAUCAAAUAAAGCCUGCAGAAAUAUUUUAUUUGAAAGUGAUAUGAAGUAAAAGAACAUAAAUACAGUAAAUUUAAGAUAAACAUGUCCUAGGUUUCUUACAAAUAAAAAAUAAAGUGAAUUAUUUUGAGAUGUCCAUGGGGAAAACGAUGACAUCAUAUUCACUUAGCAGAAGUCAUAAUGCUGUUAUGUCUUGCUAAUCCUGUUAUCAACAAUUUAAAAAUAAAACGAUGGCAGCUGACUAUCCGAUUCCAUAUACAUCUGAAAUGUUUUGAUUUUUGUUUGUAUCAAGUCGAAAAUAUUUAAUACUAAAAAAAAAAAUUGAAUUAAAUUAUUGUGGACUUUGUUUUAUGCCAGUGGUUGUACCAUUCAUGUAUAUAUUAUGUUGUCAUUUUAUUGUUUAUUAACAAAAACAUCUAUUAAAUUCUAGACACCCUCUAUCAGUUUUAGAAAGGAUUAACUGCACUUUACAUUUCUUGAAACGAUUAGUUUGCCCUCUACUUAGUACUGUCUUGUCCAAAAACCAUGCCUAAUUUUCUUGAUCAAAAGCAUAAAUCAAAUUGGUUUAAGCUUCUGAUGAGGUAAAUGUUGUGAACACUAUCAGUAGACCAUAUGGUUCUAUCUGGAGUUAAAAUACUAGUAUCACAUGUUCAGAGUGUAAUACCAAUCUCUAUGAUGUAUUGGUUACAGUAUGUUAUCAGCUCUAAGACUGGUAGGUAGGUGUUGGGACUGUGGUUGUAAAAUUCAGAUCUUUAAUGAUAUUCGCAUGCAAUUUGUAUGCGUUGAUUUUUUUUGUAAAAUGAUUUUCGCACAAAAAAAAUAUUUAAAGAUAAUUUCAGUUUUUGUUUUUAAAUGGGUAUCAGGGCGCCAUUUCACAAAGCGAUCUUAGCGCUAAGAUCACCUUAAGUAGUUAUUCACUUUAAGGUGGGCUAAGAUUGCUUCAUGGAACGGGGCCCAGAUCCCUAGUACCAUCUUUAAUCCAAAGUAGCUUUGAAUAGCUGAUUGAUGAGGUGUGAGGCUACAGUAUCCACCAUCAACAGCCUAGAUAACUGAGACAUGCCCAUGACAACAGGCUUGAUUCUUAAUUGAAUGUAAGUACAAAAAUAAUGAAAUCAAUAUAGUGUGAUAUUGAACUGAGUGUAAAUGAGUCUAGAUCAAGGACUAAAACUUCUAUUUGAACUGUUAUGGAGAAAUCCGUCUUGUAACUGAAGAUAAAGUGUUAUAGAGGUUAGACCACAUCAUAAAUGUACAAGACUGAAUGUCAUCGUCUUUUCCCCAAAUUUGUAUUAGUUACAUAGUUACAUUUUACCACAAAUAGAACCAGUUGUAGAACCAGUGUAAGCUAUCACCUUAAUUUUGUUGAGUGCAUUAAAGCAUUGACUAUG